AGCUCGCCGCGAACCCAAGAUGGCGGUGUGUGGACGUGUACGGAGGAUGUUUCGCUUGUCGGCGGCGUUGCAGCUGCUGCUGCUAGCGGCAGCCGGGGCCCAGAACAGCCACGGUCAGGGACAGGGUCUGGGGGCCAACCUUGUAUCUUUCCUAGGGCAAGCUGGAGGCGGCAGCCCGGCGGGGCAGCAGCCACCUCAGCUGCCUCAGUUAUCGCAGCAGCAGCAGCAGCAGCAGCCGCCUCAGCAGCAGCAGCAGCAGCAGCAGCAGCCGCAGCCGCCUGCUUUCCCGGCGGGCGGGCCCUCGGCCCGGCGGGGCGGAGCGGGGCCCGGCGGGACUGGCGGAGGCUGGAAGCUGGCGGAGGAAGAGUCCUGCAGAGAAGACGUGACCCGUGUGUGCCCCAAACACACCUGGAGCAACAACCUGGCGGUGCUCGAGUGCCUGCAGGACGUGAGGGAGCCUGACAAUGAAAUUUCUUCAGACUGCAAUCAUUUGUUGUGGAAUUACAAGCUGAACCUCACUACUGAUCAAUUUGAAUCUGUGGCCAGAGAGGUUUGCAAGUCAACUAUAUCAGAGAUUAAAGAAUGUGCUGAAGAACCAGUUGGUAAAGGUUACAUGGUUUCCUGCUUGGUGGAUCACCGAGGCAACAUAACUGAGUAUCAGUGUCACCAAUACAUUACCAAAAUGACAGCUAUCAUUUUCAGUGACUACCGUUUGAUUUGUGGCUUCAUGGAUGACUGCAAAAAUGACAUCAACAUUUUGAAAUGUGGCAGUAUUCGUCUUGGUGAAAAGGAUGCACAUUCACAAGGUGAGGUGGUGUCAUGUUUGGAAAAGGGCCUGGUGAAAGAAGCAGAAGAAAAAGAGCCCAAGAUUCAAGUCUCUGAACUCUGCAAGAAAGCCAUUCUCCGGGUGGCUGAGCUGUCCUCGGAUGACUUUCAUUUAGACCGGCAUUUGUAUUUUGCUUGCCGAGAUGAUCGGGAACGCUUUUGUGAAAAUACACAAGCUGGUGAAGGAAGAGUGUAUAAAUGUCUUUUUAACCAUAAAUUUGAAGAAUCCAUGAGUGAAAAGUGUAGAGAAGCACUAACUACACGCCAGAAGCUCAUUGCCCAGGAUUAUAAAGUCAGUUAUUCAUUGGCCAAAUCCUGUAAGAGUGACUUGAAGAAAUACCGAUGCAAUGUAGAGAACCUUCCUCGGUCCCGGGAAGCCAGGCUUUCCUACCUUCUGAUGUGCCUGGAGUCAGCUGUGCAUAGAGGUCGACAAGUGAGCAGUGAGUGCCAAGGGGAGAUGUUAGAUUACCGACGCAUGCUGAUGGAAGAUUUCUCUCUGAGCCCUGAGAUCAUCCUGAGCUGCCGAGGGGAGAUUGAACACCACUGCUCUGGAUUGCAUCGGAAAGGGCGAACCCUCCACUGUCUGAUGAAAGUAGUUCGGGGUGAAAAGGGGAACCUUGGAAUGAACUGCCAGCAGGCGCUUCAGACACUGAUUCAGGAGACUGACCCUGGUGCAGAUUACCGCAUUGAUCGGGCUUUGAAUGAAGCUUGUGAAUCUGUAAUCCAGACAGCCUGCAAACACAUACGCUCCGGAGACCCAAUGAUUCUGUCAUGUCUGAUGGAACACUUAUACACAGAGAAAAUGGUGGAAGACUGUGAACACCGUCUCUUAGAGCUGCAGUAUUUUAUCUCUCGGGAUUGGAAGUUGGACCCUGUAUUAUACCGAAAAUGCCAGGGAGAUGCUUCUCGCCUUUGCCAUACCCAUGGUUGGAAUGAGACCAGUGAACUCAUGCCUCCUGGAGCUGUGUUUUCUUGUUUAUAUAGGCACGCCUACCGUACAGAAGAGCAAGGAAGGAGGCUUUCACGAGAAUGCCGGGCUGAAGUACAAAGGAUCCUACACCAGCGUGCCAUGGAUGUUAAGCUGGAUCCUGCCCUCCAGGAUAAGUGCCUGAUAGAUCUUGGGAAAUGGUGUAGUGAGAAAACAGAGACUGGGCAGGAGCUUGAGUGCCUCCAAGACCAUCUUGAUGACUUAGCUGUGGAAUGCAGAGACAUAGUGGGCAACCUCACGGAGUUAGAGUCUGAGGAUAUCCAAAUAGAAGCUUUGCUGAUGAGAGCCUGUGAGCCUAUAAUUCAGAACUUUUGCCAUGAUGUGGCAGACAACCAGAUAGAUUCUGGGGACCUGAUGGAGUGUCUGAUACAGAACAAACACCAGAAGGACAUGAAUGAGAAGUGUGCCAUUGGAGUCACUCAUUUCCAGCUGGUACAGAUGAAGGAUUUUCGAUUCUCUUACAAGUUCAAAAUGGCCUGCAAGGAGGAUGUGUUAAAACUUUGUCCCAACAUAAAAAAGAAGGUUGAUGUAGUGAUCUGCCUGAGUACCACUGUGCGCAACGACACUCUGCAGGAAGCCAAGGAGCACCGGGUGUCCCUGAAGUGCCGCAAGCAACUCCGUGUGGAGGAGCUGGAGAUGACAGAAGACAUCCGUUUGGAACCAGAUCUGUACGAAGCCUGCAAGAGUGACAUCAAGAGCUAUUGUUCUACAGUGCAGUAUGGAAAUGCUCAGAUUAUUGAGUGUCUGAAAGAAAACAAGAAGCAGCUGAGUACCCGUUGCCACCAGAAAGUGUUUAAGCUUCAGGAAACAGAGAUGAUGGACCCAGAACUAGACUAUACACUCAUGCGAGUCUGCAAGCAGAUGAUUAAGCGGUUCUGUCCAGAAGCAGAUUCUAAAACCAUGUUACAGUGCUUGAAGCAGAAUAAAAACAGUGAAUUGAUGGAUCCCAAAUGCAAACAGAUGAUAACCAAGCGCCAAAUCACCCAGAACACAGAUUACCGCUUAAACCCCGUGCUAAGGAAAGCCUGUAAAGCUGACAUCCCUAAAUUCUGUCAUGGUAUCCUGACCAAGGCAAAGGAUGAUUCGGAGCUAGAAGGCCAAGUCAUCUCAUGCCUCAAGCUGAGAUAUGCUGACCAGCGCCUGUCUUCAGACUGUGAGGACCAGAUCCGCAUCAUCAUCCAGGAGUCCGCUCUAGAUUACCGCCUGGACCCUCAGCUUCAGCUGCACUGCUCAGAUGAGAUUGCCAGCCUAUGUGCUGAAGAAGCAGCAGCCCAGGAGCAGACAGGCCAAGUGGAAGAAUGCCUCAAGGUCAACCUGCUCAAGAUCAAGACAGAGCUAUGUAAAAAGGAAGUGUUGAACAUGUUGAAGGAGAGCAAAGCAGACAUCUUUGUGGACCCAGUUCUUCACACAGCGUGUGCUCUGGACAUCAAACACCACUGUGCGGCCAUCACCCCUGGCCGAGGACGGCAGAUGUCCUGCCUAAUGGAGGCCUUGGAAGAUAAGAGAGUGAGGUUGCAGCCCGAGUGCAAAAAGCGUCUCAAUGACCGAAUUGAAAUGUGGAGUUAUGCAGCCAAGGUGGCCCCAGCAGAUGGCUUCUCUGAUCUUGCCAUGCAAGUCAUGACAUCGCCCUCGAAGAACUACAUCCUCUCUGUGAUCAGUGGGAGCAUCUGCAUACUGUUCCUGAUUGGCCUGAUGUGUGGACGGAUCACUAAGCGUGUGACACGAGAGCUCAAGGACAGGUAGAGCCGCCUGACCACCAAAGGAACUACCUGCCAGGCCCAGUUUGUACAGCCUUCCUGUAUAGUGAGUGCACCCUCUCACUUCGUCCCUCCACGAGGUGGCACCAACACCCACAGUAGAGCAGCAGCAUCAGGUGCCCACUGCAUCUUCCCAUCCAGACUUGGCCACACCCGCGGUGUCCUCCUCCUCCUCCUCCCAGCUGUCCUUGCGGCAUCGGCAGCUGGCUGCUUUGGUGGUAGCCUUUGUUGGUGAAGGGUUUACCUGCCUGUAGACAAUUCUGUCAUACCAACAGACCUGCCAGUACUUCCAGAAUUGAGACACCUGACCUGCAACUCAGAUUGUUUUUAAAAACAAAACAAAAAAGACAAAAAAAUUUAAAGAAGGAAACAGUGUAUAUAGUAGCCCAUCUCCUUCAGUCUUGACUCAGCAGUAGGGUCAUUUCUUUCAUGUAAAUGCAGCGGGUGGCAGCAGGACUUGGAGGAGCUAUGCAUAUCCGGUGCCUGAUCAUUGAAAUGUCUGGUUCCUCUCCUAGAAGCAACUUUGGGCCACAUCAAGGCAGGGGACUUCACCAAGUAGUGGGGACACUAAGCAGCCUGCCCUGGGUCUUGUUUGCCUCUGCUGCAGUGUGAUGCCUUCCAUCUCCCACCCCAGAUGAGCCCCUGCUGCCCGCAGCUCCAUAGGAACGGGCGUUGCUGUGAUCUCCCCACUUGAGAGCAGAGGCAGGAGCCUCCCUGGGUCGAUGGCAGUGGACUAGUGGGGAGCAGAAGUCUGUGAAGCAGGACUGUCCACUGAUCUGCACUAAGGCCUGUGUCUGAGCCUGGGGUUGCCCUGGAAGUUCUCUACCUCCGCAGGAAGUAGUUACUAGGUUGGGGUGUGGACUUCUGAGAUGAGGAUGAGGGUGGCAGUGCACGGAGGGACAGGGGGUGGACUCACUUCACUGUGUUUUUUGAGCUACAGUUCAGGCCAGAAAUGGUGGCUUCUACAGAUUAAGCCUGGUCUCGGAUGUGUGACUGGCAAUGAAGCCCGACCGUCUGUAAACGCCAGGCAGACUUCCCAGACAAGCUCUUGUGCCUCUCUGUGAAGGGAUGUGGAAGUGAUUGCAUUAAAAGAUGGAGGAUUUUCUCUGGGGUUUAGUUGUGGUGUUGUUGUUUCCAUUCUGUUCAUUUGCUGUGUGUACCCACUCUAGUAGGCACUGGCUAAAUGUUCCAUAAUCUGAGCUUUACAGGAGCAUGAUUCCCAGCCGUCUUGCCUCACUCCUCCAGGGUGGAAAUGGCAGGGUUAGGGCGUAAGAGGGAGAAACCCAGGUAGCGCAGUUCACCUUUGGCUCACCUUUGGUGAGUUUGGGCCAUGGCGUCACAGUGGCUGUACAGGAGGGUGGCAUGUACAGUAGGAGAUAUAUUUAUAUAAUAUAUAUUUUAUUAACCUGUUAGAUGUCCACAGAGUAUUAUAAAUCAUGUGCCUAAAACUGUCCGCACAGACCCAGGCCCUUUGCGGUGCCCUCUCUGCCCCUGGCUCUCAGUUACACCUACAAGUCCCGCUGCACCUGAGCGUGUGUGUCUUCCCUGAGAUGUGUGUGUUAGUGCAAGCUGGGUCAGUUUCGAUCAGUUUCUCCACAUUACUCCUUGUCUGACCUGACUGACACUGAUUUGAAUACUGUGGUUUUCUUUUUUUGCUGCCUCUUCUGGUGGCAGUGAGUUCCAGAACCAGCUGUGUGUCCCCUGUGUAGGGACAGGAGUCGCCAGGCGAGCUGCCUGCUAAGCUGCCUGGUUCCCUCAGUAUUGCUUUUAGAGUCUUCCUGGUUCUCAGCACCUGUCCUGGGAUUCUUGAGUUUGAUGAGACUUAAAGUCCCUGCUCUGUAAGCAACACCCUCCACUGCUAACUGGCUAAACCAGUCCUUAAAGCCCCUCUCCCCAAAAGUCUCAGCAUCACACUGGGGCUGAUAUCCAGAACUGCACACGUUGUUGAAGGUAGCCCCCUGACAUCUCUGUGAUUCAGGGUCACAUUGAUGUUCAGAGUAGACUAGGGUAGGAUCAUGGCUCUGAUCCCUGAUGCCUCCCUCCUGAUACGUCUUCUCACAUGUCUUGAUAUUUCUGUUUCUACACUGACAGGAAUCCUCACUGUCUGUAGAUUUGGAGGUUUGCUGAGUUAGGUUCUUAAAAUAUUUGUCAUUAGAAAUGGUCAGAAUAGAAGUGAUAGCUACCAGGGUCUUGAAUUGCCUAGUACAGGAAGUGUUCAUCUUCCUUGGAGUAGUUCUUACGGCUGGCUCUUAGUCUUAGGCCUGGUCUCGAGUAGGUUUUUCUAGUCUCUCUCUGGGGUCCAGUGCUGUCCAUUCUGUAGCUUGUUGGGCAUAGUGGAGUGGGCUCUAGGGCACUCGAGCCCCUGGCCUCAUAAGUCCAUCAUGGGUAUAAAUUAGAUAGUCAUAAACUAGUCAAGAACCCCGACCCUGCAGUGGGAGCCAAAGUCUGAGCCUUGCGUUUGCUGGACUUCAUUGCCUAAGAACAGAAGCAGUCAGGAGGUUUGGGCCAAGGCUUCGGCAGCCAGGUCACGAUGGUCUCCCUUUGCCAGCUCAUGCCAGUGUCUUGGGGACUGUUGGUGGUACACUACCCUUUGCUGCUUCAGAAAAUCAGAGGCCUGACUGAGGGCCUCUGUGGACCAGUUCAGAAAUCUGGAUAGUGAGUCAAGAACCAGACUAAUCUCUGAUGGGACCUUUCCCAGUGAAGGAACACUCCAGGAGCAAGACAUUCAUUUUACCAGGGUGCAUCCCUGGACUUGAUUGCUGUUGCUGCUGUCAGAGGACAUGCCGGCAGUCUGGCCCUGGGAAGUCCUUAGACUCUGCAGUCUCAGAGAACACCUGGCUACAUUUCCAGCCCUGGUGCUGUGGGUCAAGUCAGCAUGCUGAGCUAGUGCAUCCUUAGUAGGUGGGGCACUCCAGUGGCAUUUAGUGAUCAGGUGGUGACAGAACCCAUUAAAGGUACCACGGCUACCAUCUCCUGCUUUUAGAUAGGAGCAUCCAGGCCAGCAUGAGGCCAAAAAUGGGUGAGAAAGAGUCCUCUGUCACAGAUGAAUUGGCAGAAUGUUAUUACCCAACUUUAUGUCUUCCUGUUUCCUGAAGUCAAGUGAUAGAGGACACCCUGUUAUCAGACACACUGGGUCGGGGUUACAUGAUUAGUGCCCUCAGCCUUCCUGAGAGAACAUUUACUCUUGUGUAUCAGUGUGACUUCCAGAACUCUCCAUGCUCCCUUAGAGGCUGUGUACCAUUUCUGGGCUCUCCUGGCUGGUCUCAAGUCUUCUGAAAAGAUACCUCCCUUCCUAUUCUUUCCCCUGUCCCAAAACAAAAACAAACUUUGCCCACUCGCCCCAGGCUCAGUAUCUCAGGAGGAUGCUAGCGGUACUCAGAAGUCAGCCGGCCCAAGUCAGGGCCACAGAACUAGAAGGUGGUGGUGGCCUUUUGAAUUACAUGCCUCUUGCAAGUUUGUGUUUCGAUUUCUUGUGAAUUUGAAAACACAAAGCUCAGAAUGCCCUCUUGGAUUUCUCCGUCCUACUGGGUUUUGGUUCCCAAAGGGCUGUACCUGCUUUUCUGGUCUCCCUUCCCCUCCAUGUACCUUUGAUUGCCGUCUGUCCAGCCACACUUUUCCUUGGCCUCUCCAGUUUCACCUGUUAAGGUAAUCAAGUUUAAAGUCAAAUUUCCCUUCUUGCUACCCAGUUCUCAGACAACAGUGAGUUGUAAGCAAACGAAGAUUAAACCUCAAAGGGACACACUCCCCUGAGCAGACAGUGAGGCUGCAGUGUGGGCUCAGGAGGUGGUGACAGAUCCUGACACGGCUCUUCUCUGACAUCUUUACCCACUUCCCGGGCCCUGAGCUCCAGGCUGUGGAGAGCUCCCUAGGUGAGGAGAUGUGCAGACCAUGCCUCUAGAUCAUGUUUCGCCUUUUCCCAACCCGAAGCUGACAUGCGAGCCUCAGAGCAUGGAGUCCUUUGCUAGCACAGGUCCCAGGUCACCGGCUGCGCAGUGGGCGGCUGGGCCUUCUGAGGGUUGCCCCCUGCCGGACGGCAGAGUAGUGAGUGCUGUACCAGGUCUCGGGCCGCGAACCUGGUUCUGCUUCUCAUUUUGGUUUUUGGUUUUGUUUUUUUAAACAAAAAGUACAAUUAACAAGCCUCUUUUGUAAAUGGAUUUCCUUUCUAUGUAUAAAACCCCUGCAGUUCCUUGUUUUUACAUGUUCAUGCUGUGCAAUUUCAAGAUGUUACUGAGAUUCUGAACAUAAUGUGCAUUUUUUUUUCUGUACAGAUGAAAUGGGAGAAUUUAAUAAAGAGUUUGCAGGUUUGUA
Molecule: messenger RNA, 7878 nt
Organism: Peromyscus californicus insignis
Lineage: Eukaryota; Metazoa; Chordata; Mammalia; Rodentia; Cricetidae
Gene: Glg1
Product: golgi glycoprotein 1
Cellular component (GO): Golgi membrane
Molecular function (GO): fibroblast growth factor binding
Source: RefSeq, a predicted model, not a curated record